AUGAAGCAGUUGCCAGAAAAUGAAUUGAAGAAGCUUCAUGAUUCUCCUAUUGCAUGUUGGAGAGGAUUAAAAAAUGAAGUACAACGAUUGACUGACAAGACUGGCCUUGAAGAAAGAGGAAAAAAUGGAUGGAGUCCACCAUUAGCUGCUUCUUAUGGUGGCCACAUUGAUGUUCUCUGUCUCCUCAUUGAUGUUUAUCAUUGCGAUCCUUUAGAAGGUGAUGAUGAUGGCGUUAUUAGUUUACACAUGGCCUCAUAUAAAGGCCAUCUCAAUAUUGUGCAGUAUCUAAUAAAUGAAUGUCACGUUGAUUCAGACAUAGCAGAUAGCUCUGGUAACACGGGAUUGCUUUACUCAGCACUGGGUGGUCAUGUCAACCUCGUGAUUAUGUUUAUAAAAAAGAAGUGUAAUGCAUCUCAGGUCAAUAAAGAAGGAUCAACUUUAUCAUUAUUAGCAUGUAAGAGUGGACAGGUAGCAUUAGUUGAUCAGCUUAAGCAGUUUGGUAUUUUCUCGGAAGAUGACAUAGAUUUUAACAGAUGUGGAAUAAUACAUUAUUGUGCUAUGAGUGAUAGUGUAGAGCUUCUAGAGCAUCUUUAUGAUAAUUAUAAAAGUGAAUUAUUUCAAAAAAGAGAUCGUUUUGGUGCAACACCACUUCAUAUAGCAUGCCAGUAUGCUUCAUCAGGUUUCAUUAUGAAAAUGGUUCAUAUUUUUGGGUUUAAAGUAUUACUAGAAGCUGAUUAUAGUGGUCGCUCUUCUCUUCAUUACUUAUGCAGUGGGUUGGUUGUUAAAUACUGCAUUACAGAAGUGUAUAAUAAACUCACUGCACCUUGUGAUAUAGCUUUACUUAGGCAAUUUCCUACAUUUGAUGUGCUGGCCAAGAGUUUCUGGCAUAAAUAUAUAUCAAUAAAUAUAAAUGUUACUAAACAGCAUAAAAGAUAUAGCUUGAAUGCCAGUCAACCAGACUACAAAGGUGUAGUACCAUUAGCAUUAGCUUCCUGUAAUGAGGGUAGAACACCUCUUCAUUAUUCAUGUUGUCAUGGUAAUGUUGAUCUCAGUCAAUAUCUCAUCGAAGUACAAGACAGUGACAUUAACAUAGCAGAUAUAAAUGAAUGGAAUGCAUUGACUCAUAGUGCUAUGAGUGGUAACAGGAAACUAGUCCAAUACCUCAUUAAUAAUCAUCAAUUGCUUCUCACAUCAUUUGCAUUACUUCAAGCAGUACGUAGUACUAAACUAUCAUUAACAAAAUUAUUAGUUAAUGAAUAUAAACUAGAUCCUCAAGUUAAAGAUGUUGAUGGUUUGCAAGCAGUUCAUAUUGCAGCUGAAGUUGGUGCUAUUGAUGUCUUAGAGUAUUUAGUAAAAGAUUGUAGAUGUGAUUUGGAUAGAGUAGGUGGAACAGACAACAGUAAUGUUUUUCAUUUUUCUACAUGGAAUGGUCAAUUUUCAUUUAUUAAAUUUUUUAUCAAAAAUUAUCCAAAAUAUACUAAUCUAUUACAUUCUACUGAUGAUAAAGAUGCUCUACCAGUUCAUUAUGCCUGUGCUAGUGGUGUAAUACAACUAGUGACAUUUUUGAUUGAUGUAAUGAAAUGUGAUGUCACUACUGAAGAUAAGAAUGGCUUCACUUGUGUAACUAUAGCAUGUACCUCUGGUAAUCUUGAUCUUUUAAAAUUAUUAAUAAAACAAUACAACCUUAAUCCUAGAGUAUUCAGCAGAGAAUCAUCACUAGAUAUUGCAGUGCUGCAUGGCCAUGUUUAUAUACUAGAAUGGCUCAGACAAGAGUAUCAUAUCAAUGUAGUCUCAUUUAAGAAUAAUGUUUUACCUUUUUGGGCUGCACAGUAUAACAGUAUGUAUUGUUUAAAGCAUUUAUUAAACAAUUAUUCUUUUGAUAUUAAUGCCACUGAUCCUACUGAUGAUACUCAAUCUACACUCCUUCACAUAGCAUGUCAGGAAGGACAUGUUGCUAUAGUUUUCUACCUCACUAGUCUUCCUCAGUUGGAGGAGCAUCAGUUGGAUCUCACUAUUAAAGAUUACAAUGGAAUGGCUCCAGUUCAUGUAGCCUGUGAAAAAGGAUCAUUGAGUAUAGUCAAGUACAUUAUAGACCAUUCACCAUUAUCUCUUGAUAUGACUGACUCUUUUGGGCGUACUCCACUACUUAUUGCAGCCUUCUUUAAGAAAUUUCCCAUCAUUCGUUACCUAAACAGUAAAAACUGUAACAUUUCUAUACUUGACAAUAAAGGGUUUAACGUAAUACACAUAUCAGCAAAGGGAGGGUCUUUGGAUAUAUUGAGGUUUUUCGUUGAUGGUCGUUACUGUAAUCCUGAUAUCACUGAUGCUUCUGGUUGUACUCCACUUUAUCUCUCAGCUCAAGAGGGUCACUUGGAAAUAGUAGAAUAUCUAUUGGAUAGUCCAAGCUACAAUAAACCACGUGUAGAAUUGGUAGACAUGCCAGAUAGCAAUGGUAACACAGCACUUCAUGCAGUAUGCAGCCAGGGUCAUCCUGAUAUAGUGUCUACUAUAGCAGGAGCUUACAAUUCUCUUAAUAUUGACAUUUAUUCAAUUAAUGAGAAGAGACAGACUCCAUUACACUUAGCAGCAGCUAAUGGUCACGUUAAUACAGCCGUAUCUCUCUUAUCAGCCACUACUGGUACUAAAAAUUAUGAGAAGCUCCUUGGAGCAGUCGAUAUUGAUGGUUGUUCUUCUCUUCAUUUAGCUUGUCAAAAUGGUCAUUAUAGGAUGACACUGUAUCUCUCUGAAGUGUAUCCAGCUAAUGUUUAUAGUGUCAAUAAUAAUGAGGAAGGAUUGCUUCAUGGAGCUGCUGAGAGUGGUAAUAAGGAUCUAAUUGAAUUCCUAGUCGAAUCACACAAUCUUGAUCCAGAGUCACAGGAUAAAGAUGGAGUGACAUGUCUACACAUAAUAGCAAAGCAAGGAGAUAAAGAGAUAUACCAGUAUCUUGUACCUCGUGUUAGGAAUAAUCCAACUCCUAAGGAUAACGCUGGUCGCUCUCCACUUCAUUACGCUGGCAGACAUUAUGAGAUGUCAGUGUAUCUCAUUAAAUCUUUUAAUAUUCAUCCUGAAGACAAAGACAGUAAUGGAUUCAAUGGCCUUCAUGCUGCCUGUCAAGCUGGUAACAUGCGACUGGUAUUACAUUACUUGAAUAAGCUAAACUGCAAUCGUUAUUUAGAAACAUGCGACUCUAGAGGUCUCUUGUAUUUUGCGUGUUUGAGCGGUCACUUGGAAAUGGUUCGUAUUUUAAUGGAAAAGUAUCAGUUGAAACCAGUUGAAGGAGACAUUGAUGCAGCCCGGUCAAUCAAAGGAGGAGAGUCUAUAGUUAAAUUGAUGCUGAGACACUUUUACUUUACAAAAUUAGUAAGAGAAAUGAUUAAAGAGGCAGAAAGAAGACAAAUAUCGCCAAUAGCUGCUAAACCUCGUCCUUCAUUUUUAUCUUCUUAA
Amphimedon queenslandica is the source of this 3444-nucleotide messenger RNA. Its product is annotated as serine/threonine-protein phosphatase 6 regulatory ankyrin repeat subunit B-like. The record is from RefSeq and is a predicted model, not a curated record. The transcript has 6 exons. NCBI's taxonomy places the organism in Eukaryota, Metazoa, Porifera, Demospongiae, Haplosclerida, Niphatidae. Gene Ontology annotation, molecular function: protein binding. The coding region runs from base 1 to 3444 and encodes 1147 amino acids.